This is a messenger RNA of Daldinia childiae, 1620 nucleotides long. RefSeq names its product Meiotic sister chromatid recombination protein 1. The coding region runs from base 1 to 1620 and encodes 539 amino acids. The transcript is spliced from 6 exons. Lineage: Eukaryota; Fungi; Ascomycota; Sordariomycetes; Xylariales; Hypoxylaceae. The record is from RefSeq and is a predicted model, not a curated record.
AUGAGGUGGCUUUCGACCGUCCUCUCUCUUGGCCUAGCGGCUGAUGCCGUCGUGGGUAGUAGCUGGUUUAGUAAAGCUGCAUACAACAAGUGGCAUGAGACAGAACUAGAACGAUGGUUGUCCGACAACGAUAUCCCCUACCCUACACCGGCUGAUCGAAAAGAUCUUGAGAAUUUAAUUCAGAAAAACUGGGAUUCUUAUGCCGUUUCCCCUUAUAAGAACUGGGACACGGACAAGCUUACAGCAUACCUGAAAACGAAAGGUGUAGAGACUAAAGACUCUGCAAAGUCGAACAAGGAUUCGCUUGUCAGCCAAGUAGCGAGCUCCUGGUACGAGACGGAAGACAAAGCCCAGACAGGAUGGACCAAUGUUCAAGAUUGGAUCUUGGAUACCUGGACCGAUAGUGCUCUAAAGUCGUUUGCCGACAAGCAUGGCAUUCCAGUCCCCCAGCCACGAACCCGUGAUACUCUCCUUCAGAAGGUCCGCUCUAACUACGAGACCGUAGCGAAGAAAGCCGGUGAGACCGCUGCGUACCCUGGAGAUUGGCUUUAUGGCUCUUGGUCCGAGUCCGACCUGAAGGAGUGGCUAGACACCCAUGGGGUCCCUGCUCCUCAAAUCACUGACCGUAACCGACUCAUUGCCAUGGUUCGCCGCAACUCUCGCCUUGCUUAUCUAAAGGCACAAGAGCAGAAGGCAUCUGCUUCCGCCAGUGCCAGUGCUGCCUACGCUACUCUCACUGAUAAGCUUAUUGAUGCUUGGAGCGAGUCUCAACUGAAGGAGUUCUGUGACAAGAACGGAAUCAAUGUUCCUCAAGGCAGCAAGACUAAUGAGUUGCGUGCACUUGUCCGGAAAAACCGCGCUGCGAUCCUCGGUGACAACGUAUCCGCAUCCGCUUCAAGCGCUUUCGGUGCUGCCACUAGCAAAGCUGGUAACCAGUACGCCAAGGCCACCAACGAUGCCAGCCUUGCUGCUCAGGAUGCCUUCAACAAGGCAACUGAUGUCUGGUCCGAUAGCCGACUGAAGGGUUAUUUGGAUUCUCGCGGAGUUCCCGUUCCCCAAGGAUCGAAGACUGAUGAGCUCCGCGCCUUAGUACGACGCAACGCUCAUAAGGCUGCCCACCCCUACAGCGCCUGGACUUGGGACGACCUAUCUUACGAUAACCUAAGGAAGUACCUAGCCAGUAGCGGCAAUGCAGCUGCAGAGAAGGUUGGCGAGAGCAGCUCCGCUACCCGAGACGAGCUCGUAGACGCUGCUCAAUCGGCUUACUCGUCUGCUUCAAGUGCCGGUGGCAUUUCGUACGCCUCCGCGACAAGCUACUUGGCUCAAGCUACCGAGUCAGCUAAGAAGAGCACAUUCAAUACCUGGAGCGAGAGCGAGUUAAAGGCGUACCUAGACAGCUACGGCGUGCCCGUCCCCCAGGGCUCCACCCUCAACGAGCUUCGCGCCGAGGCGCGCAAGCAAUCGACGUACUUCAAGUACGGCACCUCUAACCCGGCUAGCACUGCGUUCGCCAAGAUUGGCGAGAACGUCAAGGACGCCUACCAGUGGGUCGUAGGACAACUGGGUGCCGGUUCCGAGGCCGCGCAGAAGAAGGCUGGCGAGGUUAAGGAGGAGCUAUGA